Messenger RNA from Mobula hypostoma (lesser devil ray), 17369 nucleotides. Its product is annotated as ELKS/Rab6-interacting/CAST family member 1-like. Gene Ontology annotation, biological process: neuromuscular synaptic transmission; regulation of synaptic plasticity; maintenance of presynaptic active zone structure. The transcript has 19 exons. The record is from RefSeq and is a predicted model, not a curated record. Gene Ontology annotation, cellular component: cytoskeleton of presynaptic active zone. Gene Ontology annotation, molecular function: structural constituent of presynaptic active zone. NCBI's taxonomy places the organism in Eukaryota, Metazoa, Chordata, Chondrichthyes, Myliobatiformes, Myliobatidae. Bases 288 to 3656 code for a protein of 1122 amino acids.
GGAGGGUUUACGUCAGGAAAAGCGCCUCUGUAAAACUGCUGUUUUAAAGAAGGAGGAGAGGGACAGGGGUAGAAGGAGCCCAAAUUAUCUUAAGUAGCGUUGGUUAUAACUCUUUGAUAUCUCGUGGAGAUUGUGUUAAUGACAGAUGCAAUUUCAUUGGCCCGGCAUGGAUGUCCUGUCACAUUUCAACAGAAUACAUUGAAGCUAUUCAACUUGUAAAACUAAAGAUAAACAGAGAAUCUAAUUCUAUUUAAUCAGUCAAGAAAGUAUUUGAAUUUUCUUCAACAAUGCAUGGAAGCUCACGGUCGAUGAGUAAAGUAGAAGAAAGUAACCAGAGUCCUGGACGCUCGCCAAGACUACCAAGGUCACCGCGCCUUGGUCACCGUCGAACAAACAGCACUGGAGGUAGUUCUGGUACCAGUGCUGCUAGUAGUGGUGGGAAAACCCUGUCCAUGGAGAAUAUCCAAUCACUCAAUGCUGCAUAUGCUACAUCUGGCCCCAUGUACUUAAGUGACCAUGAUCAUGUUGGUGUAGAUUCCCCCAAGUCUACAAUGACACUGGGUAGAGCUUCUGGACGCCUACCAUUUGGUGUUAGGAUGACUACGAUGGGAAGCAGCCCAAAUAUUGCCACAAGUGGUGUGGCUAGUGAUACUAUAGCUUUUGGAGAACAUCACCUACCAACAACAAGCCUAGCAUCUACUGUACCACACUCAUUGCGGCAGGCAAGGGAUAAUACAAUUAUGGAUCUGCAAUCACAGUUGAAGGAAGUUCUUCGUGAGAAUGACAUGCUUCGGAAAGAAGUUGAUAUGAAAGAGGGCAAGCUCAGCUCUUCUAUGAAUAGUAUCAAAACCUUUUGGAGUCCUGAGCUGAAGAAGGAGCGAGCACUUCGUAAAGAUGAAGUGGCUAAGAUGACUGUUUGGAAAGAGCAAUUUCGAGUUCUACAGGAUGAAAAUCAGCACCUUCAGAUGACCAUUCAGGCAUUGCAGGAUGAACUGCGCAUUCAACGGGAUCUGAACCAACUCCUCCAGCAGGAUAGCAGCAGCAGAUCAAGCGAACCAUUUGUUGCUGAGCUGACUGAAGAAAAUUUCCACCAUCUUCAUGCCGAACAUGAGCGUCAGGCCAAGGAGCUAUUCCUAUUGCGCAAGACUUUGGAAGAAAUGGAGUUGCGCAUUGAGACUCAGAAACAAACCCUCAGUGCUCGCGAUGAGUCAAUUAAAAAACUCCUGGAGAUGCUACAGAGCAAAGGACUCUCCUCAAAGGCAAUAGAAGAAGACCAUGAGCGAAUACGGAGUCUAGCUGAAGCAGAGAUGCUUGUGAACCAGUUGGAAAACAUAAUUGAACAAAAAGAAAAAGAAAAUCAUCAGCUAAGAGAAGAAUUUCAACGGAGAUGCGAAGUGGCACCAGAAUCGGCCAAGACAAAAGCAUUGCAAACGGUCAUUGAAAUGAAGGAUAGUAAAAUCUCCUCAUUGGAGCGGAAUAUUCAAGAUCUUGAGGAUGAGAUACAGAUGCUUAAAUCCAAUGGAGCACUGAGCACUGAGGAGCGAGAAGAGGAGAUGAAACAGAUGGAAGUAUACAGGAGCCAUUCCAAGUUUAUGAAGAAUAAGGUAGAACAAUUGAAAGAAGAGCUAAAUUCCAAAGGGAUCCAGACUGAAGAGCUAAGAAAAAAAGUAUCUGCUCUCCAGCUCGAGGUCUCUGCCGUAGAUCAAGUGAAACAGGAACUUUCCAGAAAGGAAACGGAUCUACUUGCUUUGCAAACCAAACUUGAAACGUUGGCAAACCAAUUUUCAGACAGCAAGCAGCAUGUGGAAGUGCUGAAAGAAUCGCUCACAGCAAAGGAACAGAGAGCUGCCAUUCUGCAGACUGAGGUUGAUGCAUUGCGCUUACGCCUUGAAGAGAAGGAAAGCAUGUUGAAUAAGAAGUCUAAGCAGAUGCAAGAGAUGGCUGAGGAAAAGGGGACCCUGUCUGGAGAAAUUCAUGAUCUCAAGGACAUGAUGGAAGUUAAAGAGCGUAAAGUUAUUGUCUUGCAGAAGAAGAUUGAGAAUUUGCAGGAACAACUCAGGGAUAAAGAAAGGCAAAUGAAUAGUUUAAAAGAGCGUGUAAAAUCAUUGCAGGCUGACACCACAAAUACAGAUACUGCCCUAACUACCCUAGAGGAAGCUCUUGGAGAGAAGGAGAGAAUAAUUGAGCGGCUUAAAGACCAAAGAGAAAGAGAUGAAAGAGAAAAGCAAGACGAAAUUGAUGGUUACAAGAAGGAGUUAAAAGAAAUUAAAGAAAAGUUCACCAACCACCAACGAGAUCUCUCAGAAAAAGAGGCGUUGUUGCUGGAACUUAAAGAACAUGCAUCAUCUUUGGCAUCAUCUGGAUUGAAGAAGGAUUCCAAGCUAAAAACACUGGAGAUGGCUCUUGAACAGAAGAAGGAGGAAUGUAUGAAAUUAGAAGAACAGCUACAUAAGUCCCUUGAGGCUUCAAAUGAAGGACAAGCCACUGCUGAACUCCAUGAACGUAUCUGGCAAUUGGAGAACGUGGUGGCACAGAAUAGAGAUGAGGCGAACAAAGGCCAAGCAGAAGUUGACAGACUGCUUGAGAUUUUAAAGGAAAUGGAAAAUGAAAAAAAUGACAAAGAUAAGAAGAUAGCAGAACUGGAGAAGCAGAUGAAGGAACAAAGCAAGAAACUGGCCAACCUAAAGCAUAAAGAACAAGUGGAAAAGAAAAAAAAUGCCCAACUGUUAGAAGAAGCACGCCGAAGGGAAGAUAAUUUAGCUGAUGGCUCCCAUCAACUUCAGGAUACUUUACGACAAAAAGAUGACCGGAUCGAAGAAUUAGAGGAGGCUUUACGGGAGAGUGUACAGAUUACAGCAGAACGUGAGAUGGUCUUAGCACAAGAAGAAGCUGCUAGAAAUGAUUCUGAGAAACAGGUAGAAGAGUUAAUGGUAGCUAUGGAAAAAGUGAAACAAGAACUGGAAUUGAUGAAAGCAAAGCUCUCCUCUACCCAGCAGUCCCUUGCAGAAAAGGAAGCCCACCUCACUAACCUACGUGCUGAGAGACGGAAACAUCUUGAAGAAGUCCUGGAAAUGAAACAAGAAGCACUAUUAGCAGCCAUCAGUGAAAAGGACGCUAAUAUUGCUCUACUGGAACUCUCCUCAUCUAAGAAAAAGAAGACACAGGAGGAGGUGGCAUCACUGAAGAGGGAGAAGGAUAGAUUGGUGCAACAGCUCAAACAACAGACCCAGAACAGAAUGAAGCUGAUGGCAGAUAAUUAUGAGGAUGACCAUUUGAAAUCCUCAGCACAAGCUGAGCAGACAAACCAUAAACCCUCUCCAGAACAGAUCGUCCAGUCACUGUUAGAACUGAACCAAAAUCGCAGUAAACUGAAGCUGUACAUAGGACACCUCAUGGCUUUGUGUCAGGACCGCGACUCACAAAUUCUUCAAGGAUUGACACCACCAGCAGCAUAUGGUGGUAUUGAUAACAAUAGGGCAAUGUGGGAGGAAGCACUGCAGAAGAUGAGCUCAGAGCAGCUGAAUGCUGAGCUUGAACAGUGUGAAAAGGAAAGUUCCCAACUUCAGGACUACGCCAACACUAUUCUUCAGCAGAUUGCAGACCACUGCCCUGACAUCCUUGAACUGGUAGUCAAUGCCUUAGAAGAAUCCUCGUGAGUCACCGUGAUUGGACAUCAGUGCUGAGCUAAGAAACAAUGUUCCUGUAGUUUUUUAGAAUUUAUAUUCUUUUCUGUAAAAUUUACUAUGGUCACAUGACAUUGACCACACUUAUUGCAGUGAACAUUCUAUGCAACUUUUAGUAAAAGCAAAGGUAAAGCACCAAGUUACAACUGUUUCCAUUGAACCCUUUAGAUUCUAAUAUAACAUUAAACCCCCAAAUGGUACAAACUUAAAGGGGUGUGCAUAUGUGGAAUUUCGUAAUUGUCUUGGAAUGUUUUUGAGUUUCAUAUUUUUAACACUAAAUACUGUGUCUUGAUUCCAAUGUCACAUUUCCUAAAUGAUAUAUAGAAGUUCCCUUGAUAAUGGGCAGGUUCCAUUCCACAUCUCUUUGCACAAAUUCAGGUGAAAUACUGACCAAUUCUCCAUGGAAUUCCAUGGAAUAGUGAUUGGACCUGACCAUUCUUUCAAUUGGUGUGCCUGAGAUAUUUUCUUAAUGGAAGCAGUUGUCCUUCCUUAUUUUUACCAGGUACCUCAAAGGACCUAGACACUUAAACAAGUUUCAUUCAGCAUUUCUGGGUUCUAAAGAGUUGAUGCAAUUGCAGGUCCAAUACAGCUCUGGAUGGUAUCAAUACUGUUAAUGAACAUGGUGCAAAAGUACAGAAAUCCAUAGCUAUAAAUUUGUAAAAAAGACUCUGUAAGUUUCUUUAUUAAUAAAAUGGAACUUCCAUUCUCUGCCACACAGUAAGCAAUGGAAAUUGGCAGAUGUUCAAGAACCUCCAGAUUUUGGCUUUCUGCUGAGGAAAUAAAAGCAACACAUGAAAAUAAUAUGAAUUGCAUGGACAGUUGUAGGUAGUUUAUGCUAUUCAUUAGGAGAAUAACUUUAGUGGGCUACAAUAUAAGUUUAUUUCUCAUGCAAUCAAUUGGCCUUUGAAAAUUCUCACAUAUAAUUGGGAAGACAAUUAUUUAAUUAGAGUGUAAAUAACAGAGAUUGCACCAUGUGGCAGAAAGACUGUUGUAACUUAAAUCCUCACAAAGCAAGAACUUAAAGCACAGCACUGCCAAAUCUGUACUUGUCAGUCCAUCUAUGCAACCUUGCAUUUGUGUACAACAUCCUGCUGUCCAGCAUUACACUCUUAAAAUAUUAGUCUGGAGUGCAAUGCUGCAUUCUGAUUUACUAGUGCAAUUGUUGGCAUUUUAUUGCGUGAUUUUAGUCAUGCCAUGGAGUGCUUCUACAUGAAUGCACUCUGAGUGUGUUAAAACAGUUAAAAUUUUGCAUCAUUGUGGCCUUUUAAAGCUUAACAAAUGGGGCAGUGGUGGUCAAAACAGUGCAGCUCUGUCCACCAAAUCCUGCUAAGGAUCCUUUGAGUGAGACGUGUAGUAGAGGGAAACUGCUGUCCAAAAUGUUGCAGUCAGCUAGCUAUGACCGAUCCAUUGGUGACACCAAUGAACCCCAGUUUCAGAAAAGGCUAUGGGAAUCUAUCUUACAUUUGAUCAAUUUUAUACAGCACUGUGCAAAAGUCUGAGGCAUAUAUAUAGCUAUGAUGCCUAAGAUUUUUGUACAGUACUGUAUUUGUUGAUGUGGAGAGGAGAGCAAGUCUGUAAAUCUUCCAGGAGCAAAGGGUGUUGAGUAUGGUGAGGGUGGAGUACCAUGGGAGGAGUGUAGGACAGGUAGCAGAGAAGGAUUACUAGGGGUGGGCUGGGAAAGAAGGGUGGCAUGGGUGCAGAUACACUCAGCCCUGAGACACCAGACAAGUUCACUCGAUUCCAAACAUUGGUUUAUUGAUCAUUACAGAAUGUCUUACUGGGGCUUGCUGCACCCUCCCAUCUUCCCAACCAUGAUAGCUCUCUCCCUGUCCCCUUCCCAUUCUCAGUCCACAAUAAAGACACAUAUCAGAAUCAGGUUUAUCAUCACUCACAGACAUCACAAUUUUUUUUUGGGACAGCAGUAGAUAAAAUUACUAAAGUACUGACCAAAAGAUUUAAGCACCCUAGCUAAAUCUUUGUGCCUAAGACGUCUGCACAGUGCUGUACAUACAUUAAUUCAAGUAUUCUAAUUGGAUCAGCGGUCUGAAUCCUGUACAUUAUGUUUUAAUGUUUACAGUUUUACAAUGGCUGUGGCAUUAUCAUCAGUCAUUUUAAUCUAAUGCCUCAAAUUUUAAAACUCUCAAGCCAUCUGUUGGACAUUGGCAUUCCUCUUCCCGUAAUAUUUAAUAGUAAUGAACAGACAAAAAGUUUAAUAGAUGUCCUUGUCUCAAAAUGUGGCAAUCAGUAGCAAUAACUACUGAUGCUGAAACUCACCAAAAAUCUAUAUGAAUGAAUGAUUAAUGAUGAACACAGAAAGAAUAAUUUCUGAGUUAUAACUUGAGAAAUGAAUAGGAAUGAUUUUGUGCAAAGGAGAACUGUUAAUGUAGGUACUACAUUGUAUUACACAGGAUCAAAUAACUUCAAGCUGAAGUUAGAGAGUUUAAAUAACUUAAGCCACUGGAAAAAAAAGGAGUCAAGUAAUAAGAGUUAUACAGUGUGGGGGGGGGGGGAAGCUCUUUGGCCAGUUGAAACCAUUCUGACCAUCAACCUCCUUGCAGAAACACAUUUAGUUAGAUCUAUAUCAAGGCUGUUAAUGAAAAGCAUUUUAAUGAAUAUCAUUUUGGUAUUUGAUUUGAAACCUCUAAAAGAAACUUUUAUGCAAAAAAAUGCUAAAUUUACCUUUUGCUUUUUGUUAACUGAUAGAAAUAAAUUAUAGCUUAAAACUUUAAAACUUGCAGAUAUGCCUCAAGAACUCAAAUUUGUCUGUGUUAGACUUGCAGAAUAAUAUACAAUUCUGUAAAUUGUGAAAAGGGUUUCUUAUUGGAUCCAACUCCCCAACAUACCUCCCAUGAAUAUACAAGGAAAUGUUGUUUGCUGUGAAAUUAUAAUGUAAAUAAAUAGAGAAAAUUCUAUGGCAUUUCAUCAUCAUUAGCCUAAAUCCUACUCCAAAAGAAGGUGACUAUAUUAUUCCUUAAAUAUUUACCUUGUUAUUUUGAGGUGAAACCCUCUUGAUUCUUAGCAUGAGUGCACUCUGAUCAUUGAUUGUCAAUCAUCAUCCAGACUUCUUUGAAGUUCUUUCUACCUAGGACAAUGUGAUAUAUGAGAGUUGCCCAGAAAUAAGUUUAUCUCCAGUGUCCUUUCAUUUGCUCCCUGUUAAACAUGCAAAAUCCUGCAUAUACUGAGCAGGUCAGGCACUGCCUGUGAAGAAACAUUUUGAGUCAAUGUCUUUUCAUCAAAACUGUGCAUUUUAUUGGUUUCUCUUGCUAGAACAGGCUGCAAUGAAAGCAAGAAAUUUCUGUUUAAUUUUGCUGUUUACAUGGUUGUAGCUUUAGAUGGAUUGUAUUUCCAGUUCUUUAAUGAAAUAAUCAAGGAAAUUUUAAUUUAGCAGAUAUUACAGUUACAUCAUUAGUGAUUUAAUUUGCGAAAUUAGUUUUGAAAUACAGGUAACAAUAACACUGAUAUUCUGUAGACAACGUGCCACAGGUCACAGAUGUCUAUUUGAAAGCUCCAAUUUCAUUGAGCACAUCAAAUGGGAAAGAUUACACCUACUAAUUGAAUCAGGCCAUACGAAUCAUUCAGUUUGUUUUGCAGUUUUUUGUGAGAAUUUUGGAAACUUGAAAAAUCUAGAUUUUCCAGAGUAAUUUUAAUCUUACAAUACACAGUUUUCUGUAUGGUUCUGGUCACCACACUGUGCGAAGGGUAUGGUAGCAAUAGAGAGAAUACGAAAUGAGAUUCAUUAGGAUGUUGCUUGGAAUGGAGGUCUGUAGUUGUAAGAAGGGACCAGACAGAUUGGGUUUAAUAACACUGGAAUGUAGGAAGCUGAGGGAUAACCUUACAGUGAUUUGCAAAAUUAUGAGGAAUACUAACAGGAUAGGUAGUAAAAAUCUUUCUUCCAGGUCCAGAGAGUCUAGAAGGCACAAGUUGAAGGUGAGAGGGAGGAAAGUUAAUGGAGAUUUAAGGGAGAAGUAUUUCACUCAGAGGAAUUAAGUUUCAAAGUAAAUUUAUUUUCAAAGUACGUAUAAUACAACCCUGAGAUUCAUUUUCUUGUGGGAUAACUCAAUAAAUCCAUAGAAUAAUAACUAUAACAAAAUCAAUGAAAGACUGCACCAAUAUGGGCAUUCAACCAUUGUGCAAAAGACAACAAAUUGUCCAAAUAUAAAAAGAAAUAAAUAAUAAUGAUGAAUAAAUAAGCAAUAAAUAUUGAGAACAUGAAAUGAGUCCUUGAAAGUGAGUCCAUAGGAUGUGGGAAUGUAUCAGUGAUGGGGCAAGUGAAGUUCUCACAUUUGGUUCAAGGCGGUGGAUAUUUGGAACAAGCUACUAGAGGAGGUAGUGGAGGCAGGGACUAUUAUGAUAUUUAAAAGGCAUUAGACAGAUAUAUGGAUAGGAAUAGAGUAGAGGAAUAUGGACAAAUGAAUGUCAACAAAUGAGAUUAAAGUAGAAGGGCAUUAUGGUUGACGUGGACAAAGUAGUCAGUUUCUAAGCCAUACAUUUAUAUAAUUCUUCAGUAUGGUUAAUUAUAACAAAUUAAUGCUAUUUAGUUAACAUGUUUUUCCUUCUCAUUCCUUUAUCGAAUGUCAGACAAAAAAAAAUCAGAAGGCAAAGCAAGCCAGGAAAGAAUUAAUGGAAGCUGCUUCUCUUUCUAGAAAACCAUGUAAAGGUGGUGGAAGACUUAUUCCCCAAUCACACAAAGAUAGGCAGCAUUUUAGGCAGUAUAGAUGCAAGCAUUAAUUGAAAAGCGAUUAAAAGAUUAUGUGAAUGAGCUAAACUAUAGCAAAUAGAUUUCAUUGGAAGCUGAGUCCAUCAAAGAAAGAUUGUAUAAAAAGCUGGAAGCAAUGGAAGUCCACAGAGGCUUGAGGUUCCAUGUAAUUAGGUCAUUAAGGUGCUGUGCAUAGGCAUAGAAAAAAAUCAAGAAGGCUAAUUGACUUUUAUUAAAAUACUGCCUAUAAAGAGCUAGAGAAAUUAUGCUCAGUUUCAUGAAGUUUUGGUUAAUCUCCCUUUACGUGCUAUGAAUGUUUUUGGCUACCAGAUUUUAGAAAGGAUGCAAUAGCUACCAAAACAAUACAUUCCCCAAAAAAUUCUAUUCUGAAAUGCAAUAUUUUGCAUAUUAUACAAUAGGUUCUAUUGGUGAAGCAGGAUUUGUAAAGGUCCACAAGUAUUAUCCAGGCAUUACUUAUCCAUGGUAUGAUUCCUUACUGAACACAACCAUGCACGUUUUGAAGUCAAUUCUGCAUGUAAUUCACAGUGAAUAGUCUUCUCCCACAACACAUAAAAUGAACUGUCUAUUCAAGGCUAUGCAGUCCAAUGCUUGUAACUACCCAGCUUAAGUAUAGGACAGCUUUAAGUGUGCUUAGUUCAUGCCAUAGGCUUCCUUUGGACCAAUGUACAGAUGGUGUACAGCCUCACUGGGCAGCAUUAGGAUCUACAGAUGUAGUGGGUCAUAGUAGAGUGUAGAGGUACACUGAGCCAUGAAGCUGUGUUUAAAGUGCACUGGGUGCUGCCUUCUAGUUAUUCAAGUUACAGUCACAAAGCUGGAAUAUGUGAUUUAUUAGCCAAUGGAUUACAAAAGUAUUUUACAUCAGGGAUGGCAGAUGACAAAAGCUAAUUGGGAAUUAUACUUGAAAUAAAAUAAGAGUACAAGGAGCGUUUAGUAAGUAACCACUUGUGGUUUACAAGGCAGUAAUUUUAGUGAGCUGGGCAAUAUAACAUGAAAAUAAAUCUCAAGUGUUUUGUGAAGAUCAACAGAUUGAACAAUUCCCGAAAUUCAUCACCCAACAAUAUUGUUGAUAGUUUUAUUCUUAAUGUUAUUUUUGGAGUAUUGAGGAUGAUAGGUGCUUACAUUUCUGAUAAAGACCAUUACCAAUGUUUCAUUUGCAGUAAAAGUAUGCAUCAUGGCCAGUGCUGCAAAAAUAUCAGACUUUUGGAAUUGCUCGAUUACUGGGAAACAAACCAAAUAAAAUGCUGUUGAACAAACUGUAUACAGUUGCUUAAAUUUUAAAAAGUAAUACAUUAACCAACAAAGGACAAGGCUAUACGUAAAAUAAGGAAUUAGGUUAUAUUUGAUUACCUCAAGUUUGAGUACACCUUGGUCCUCUGUAGCUCUGAAAUAAUCAGCUAAAAUUUCCACUUCUGGAUGCAAUCCAGUGAUUGCUGAUGGAAAAUAUAACCACAUUGGACUGGCAUUCUCUUUAUUCUGAUAUUAACUCUGCUGAGGCAAAGAGGUGUUGAGGAAACAUUAUGCACUCCCUAUAGGUACAAUAAAGAGCAUUCUCUUGAGACAAAUUUCAAAGUGAUAAUAUUAGGAUGCAGGGAAAAGAACAGAAACAUUACUGCAAUAGAAGCUGUCAGAUCUAGUACUAAGAGGAAAUUGUACUUUAUUCAACUUAAUCAUAUAACAACUCUUUAAUUAAACAUAUUUCCUCAAAGGAAAUAUAUUCAUAUUUUGUACCAAAGGUGUCCCCAAUAACAAAAGAAACAAUGUUUCUGGUGUUUCAGUCAUUCAUUUUAAAUGUCUGGUGAAGCAAUCAACAUUCCUUCAAUCCCAAUCCUACACUUGCAUACAACUUGCACACACCACACACAGUGAUUUUACAUGUAAACUAUCUGCUAGAUGCCCGAGUAACAGAGUAUCAUCAAACCAUUAAGUAAAUGUCACAAAGGAACUAACAUCCCUGCUGUAUCUAAUGCUGUUUUCAUAGUCUCAGCUGGAUCACUGCCAGAAUCAUCCUUCUGUGCCCUUGUUCUGUGUUUUUUUUUAACUUGCACUACAAAGUAAAUUGAACAGAGAACUAAAAUGGACUGAUAGUUUGCAGCUGGCGAAGUUGGUUUUUAAUUCUGAUGAAAAGUCAUUGAUCUAAAAAGUUUCUUUGUCCACAGAUGCUGCCUAACCUGCUGAAUAUCUCCAACAUUUUCUGUUUUUCUGAGAGUUCCCUUUCAGUGUUAUAAUACUUCGUUGUUGUGUUCUAUCACAAAUGCCUCAUUUUGAAGAAAUGGGUCAUAAUGGGUCAUAUUCAAAACUAUUCUCUUUUUUCCUCUCAAUAUGGGUUUUGUUAACUUUUCCUCCACAUCAGCUUUAUUUAAAAGAUGCCCAAUUACAUCUUUCUGUUGUUAUUAUUCCUCUUUGUUAUUAUCACAUUGAUAAAAUCCCAAAUCAAUAGUUAUGUUCAUAUAUCAGUUGUACCUGUGUUUAGUACAAUGUAUAUUUUGUACUUGAAUAUGAUACAGAUGGACUCAGUUGGAUGCACAUGACGCAGCCAGCACCUCACCUUUGUCCCUCAUUAGAUUCGUACAGCUGUAGUAACCUUUUGUCACUCUUUAUCUCCAAUUGAGUUGAAUGCUUUGCUGCCCAGGAACCAGUUCAGUCUCAAGCAGUCUGUAAGACCUAUCCGCAGGCCCCCAUAAUACUGUCAAUGGCUUUUUCUGCUGUUAAAAUAGAUUUAAAAAAAUAAUAAAACUACAUGAAUUCAUUAAUAACACUUUGAACUGAUAUAAAUAAAGUUAAAAUACCAAUAUUAAACAAAAUCUAAGAAAAAAAUGAACCAUUUAGCUCCACUUAUAUUUUCUAUCCAGGUGAGCAAUCCCAUUCAGAUGAAUGAGUCCCACUAGAUCAGGGGUUCCCAACCUUUUUUAUGCUAAAACCAUUAAGCAAGGUUUCCAAGGACCUCAGGUUGGGAACCCCUGCAUUAGAUAUAAGCUGAUGAACCUAUUAUGAAGUGAAGGUAGCUUCUGAGAUCGGCAUGUAGAGCUUCACCCUGGGACUUGGAGUUGAAUCCAGUGAUAGAGCAAAAGGUCAGGUGCAUCAGCUAAUAAUUCAUAGUAAAGGACUCGCCCAAGAUUCAAAAUCUUCAGAAUGACACCAUCAUUCUGCUUUUACAUGAGCCGUUACAGUUGCUUCAGUUCAUCAGCCCUAAGAAUGGAUGAAGCCUACAAUUCGGAAUCAGCCCUGACCCUUGCCAUUCUUGAGAAAAUCACAUCAGUUUAAUUAUACAGUAUUUCCAUUGCAUUAGAGCAACUUCCCAAUUUGUGCCUUGCCUUUCACAUUCAAUCCUGUCCUUCUAAUAAAAAAUACAAUUUGUGAAGUUCUUUGUAGUACAAAUAUUUUUGCUAUUAAUUACAUCUGUUUAAUAUAAGUCAUCAUUUCCAAUAAAAUUGAUAAGAACCAGAAGAGAAAUUUGGAAAAGGGGGACCUUUGGCUCUAUUUAUUUAUGAUGUAAUAGUACAAAAAUUUAAUCAGGAGUAAUUAAUUACUUCAUUGUCUCAACGGAAGAGCUAAAGUUUCCCAUUUCAUCAUCCAGCGGUUUGUUAAAUAGCUUUGAGCAUCUUGAUUCCAUUAUCCUUCCUGGAUAUAUAACCAUUGAUAACACUUUGAGUGAGGAAGAGUUGCUUGGUAUCAGUCCAAUUUUUAACUUCUAUUAAUCUGAAUCUAUGUCCCUUUGUCUGGCUGUUGCUGAUUAUGAAAUGUGGCGGUCCCAGUACACCACAUUUCAUAACCCCCUCCCCCUCCCUGCCAUUUCUGUACAAGCAUAUAUAGGCCUAAAGUCUAUUGUAGAGAAUGUUUAUGUGUGCUGUAUAAUAACAUAGGAUCAAAAAUUAACUUGGUACCAAGAGUUUCAAUCAUGCACUUCUACAAUUUUGCCCAAAGCUCUGUGAAUGUAAUCAUGGAGUCCAAUGGCCAUAUGCAGUAAUGUCAUACGGGUCCACCACAUGUCGCAACAUCAUUUGCACAAAAUUGUUCUGAUAAUUACAGUAUUUAAAUAGUUCCAUUUAAUAUCAGAGAAUGUAUACAAUACAUAAUCUGAAAUUCUUGUUCUUCACAGACAUUCAUGAAAACAGAAGAGUGCCCCAAAGAAUGAGUGACAGCAAAAUCAUUAGAACCCCAAAGCUCCCUACUCUCCUUUCCCACACACAAGCAGCAGCAAAACAAUGGCACUCCCACACCCCUCCCCCCACACAUUUAUUUCAGCAGAAAAUAUUAGAUUAUGAAGACACACAGUACUCUUUUAUUGUCAUUUAGUAAUGCAUGCAUUAAGAAAUGAUACAAUAUUUCCUCCGGUGUGACAUCACAAAACACAGGACAGACCAAGACUGAAAAAACUGACAAAACCACAUAAUUACAACAUAUAGUUAUAACAGUGCAACAAUACCAUAACGAUGAAGAAGUCCAUGAGCACAGUAAAAAGCUCAAAGUUUGUCAAAUGUCCCACAUCUCACGCAGACAGGAGAAGGAAGAAAAACUCUCCCUGCCAUGCCCGACCACGAUCGGUCUCUGAGUCAUCCAAAAAAUCCGAGCCUCCGAAUCAGCUCUCCAACACUGAGUACUGAGCGUCAUCUCUGUCCGAACGAUUUGACUUCAAUCUCGGUCGCCAACAGCAGGCAAAGCUGGGGAUUUUGUGGCCUUCCCUCCGGAAGAUUCUCGACCGCGCAGUAACGACAGCAGCGAAUGAGCGUUGCAGAAAUUUCUCUAGAUGUUCCUCUGUGCUUUCACAUCCGUCUCCAUCAAAUCAGAAUUGUCCACGGCCCCUAUUUAAUGGAUACAAUGUCUAUUUUCACCGGAGGGCUGCGCACGCGCGGCGCGCUGCUCUCUCUCCUCCCUCCUCCCAAAUAAAGCACAAUGUUGUGCCUCGCGCAAUAAAGCACAUCUAAGCUAAAGGGUGGUGCACUGUUACAGCAUUAGUUAAUGAGAACCCAAUUCUUCCACUCCUGCGAGGGCUUCUCCUUCCAGGUAGGUUCUCCUGACCUUUUCACCCAUCAUUCCACUGUUCUCCUAAGGAUUUGGAUUGCCAAACAAUGUUCUGAUCCCUGCCUAAUCCUCUCCCUGCUCAGUCCUUCUUAUCCCCAUUUGCAUGGCCUUCAUGCCCAAGCACCCCAAUUCUCUUGACCAGCAAGGCAAAUGCUUUCCCCAACCAAUCAUUUCAACAACCCCUGGCAGAUCCUCCUCCUCCUCCACACCAAACCGUUCCACCAUUACCUGCAUCUCUCCUUGCCUCAGUUCAGUUCUCAUAUCCUCCCACCUGCAUCUCCCAAUCUCUCAUCAAUAAUCUGCACCCCAACUAACCUCCUCAUGAGCUUUGCAAGGAAAUAGGCUGUGCAUACAAAUCCCAUUUUAUAGAAUAUGAUACUUUAGACAUCAAAUACUGAAAAACACUACUGACAUGGUUUUGCACAAACCACGUGGGCCCACAUGCAGUGUUGUUUUAAUACAUACUUUUCUACUUUCCUAGAUUAUGCACUCCCAAAGUUAAUCCUGAAUUCUAAUGAUUAUAAUUUAUCAAAUAGUAUUUUUGUUAUUCACUCAGUUUAUAAUAUUUGAAAAUAGUAUAAGUAGUCCAUGAAAUGAAUACCCAUUUACAUUUUAUUUGUUUAGGAACUGAAUUUAGUCAAUCUAGAGAGACCUGAGACAACACAACACAGCAGGACAGUAUUUACACUCUGUUCAUAUCUCCAUUGUAGUAGAUGGCCCAGUUUGUCAUGAAAAUGUAAAUCCUAUGAUACACAUAGAAGCAGAAUGUAAAUUUGAAAUAUUUUUCCUCACGGAGGUUACUCUUCCAUGAAAAUCCAGGCUCCCCACUCCUAAACUCAGAUCUCAUAAUUGUAACCACUCACACACUUGCUAACACCUGUGCAGGCUGGAUAUUGGGUAGCCUUACUCUUCAGAGUAUUAUCAGCUCACCAUUUUGACAGUUCAAUGCAAAAGAGACUUGCCUAAAAUUUUCAUUCCUAUUUUUGUUGUCAGUAACCAGCUGUUGCAUUCUUCUGCUUUGUCUCAUUAAUCUCAAAAUUAAUCCCAGUGAGUCAUGAUAAAUCAUGAAUACUGCCUUAGUUCUGCUGCUCUGGUCAUCUUUGCUCUUUGUACACUAGCAUCAUUUUCAACCCAAUCAAACUGAUAACCGCACAAGCUGGUCUAUUGGAACUUAAGAGAGAUACGAUGCUCAAACUGUCACAUAUUCCCAAACCUUAUAAAAGAAAAUGAUGUAGAUGUAUUAUUUUUUCUCAUGAAUACUUCAAACGUAGCUUGAUAACAAAUGGUUAUAGCUAAAGUACCCAAAUGUGAUUUGGACAAAGCUUGGUUCAGUGACGUUAUGAAUGGGGAAGGAGCGUAGACAUAACUCCAAUCAGAUGUUGUUGCAACAGAGAUAGUAACAUAAAACCACUUUUCUUGACAAUUACCAACAUCAUUGUCCAUAAUUUCAAGCCUACGAUGAGGAUGUUGAAGGAAUUUAACAGGAAUGCAUAAAAUGUAUUUACUCACAGUACAUUUCACCUUUAAGAUUUUGUAUUUGUCUGCUUUUAUGGACCAAGUAUGUUCGCAUGUAAUUCUCAGUUUAAACUAAGGCACUUUCUAUCCCAAUGCAACAAAAUUUUGGAUAAGGGCAAAAAAGUUCUGUACUUUGCCAAAGAACUUCCUUUACCAAUCUUCACCAAAUUAAUUGAUUACCGCUCUAAAUAUUACAGUGCCCCUGAGUUGGGACUCAGUUUUCCUAUGGGCUCCAUCACUAUUGAGACCUAUCUACACAGCUAAGUUCAUAGAGUUAACUGCUCAAGGAAUGCUCCAGGAAGCCAUUUGAUCAGAACCUUCACUCUUAUUGUGUGAUACUAUUUAUGAAUCUCUACGUAAUUACGUUCUCUCUAUUAAUUAGCAACUGUAAUUAGCAAUUUAUACUCUUAACAAGCUUUCUAGCCACACAUCAAUUAAAAUAACCAUAGCCAGUAAGGAAUCAUUUUUGGAACUCUAUUGAUGCAGCUGUGAGAUUAUCAUUAUCUGAAACUUCUAAAAUAAACUAAACUGCAAUAAUAGGCAUACGGUAAUUAAAAUGUGGUGAUUUAAAUGAGUUAGUGCAAGCCACUAUUUGUCCAGCCAUGAUAACUAGUUUCUAGGUCUAAAAGGUAGCCUUGUAAUGUCUGCCCUUUACAGGCCAGCUUUAAACAAUGGAGGAGAAAGAAAAUGAAGCAUGUUCUGAAUUAUUAUGUUCAGUCUGAUGGUUAAUCUGGUACUCAUCUCAGUAAUAAAAAAUGAUUAUACAACAUCAGAGAUCUUGUUUUAAUAGUGAGAUUAUUCUAUGAAUUUCCUUUGAUUCUAGUUCCAUAUACUUGCCACACCCAACUAUGAACUCUUGAUACUGUGAAGCCUAGGAGAAAGCAAUCACCAAUCUUUGAAAAGAAUAUUGAUUCACAUUUCUCUACCUGGUUUUUGAUCCAGUAUGUUUCUUUCAUUGCUUUAUAGUAGUUAGUUGAGACACAUUUGUCACACCAAACUUUAUUGGAACAAGUACUGAUUGAACUUACAAGAUUAGAAUAGAGUAAUACCAUUCUAAUACCAUUAGAAUAGAAUAAGAUCAUACCAACUUCUGGGAUUUCACACAGACCAAUAUCAAGCUAGAAACUUCCCCACUUCUGUAUUAUUCACAUCUUUUGAUUUUUUUUCUUCAAUUAUCAUGUAAGUACAAUCAUUUCAAAACAGCCUGUUCUUUCAUAUACUUCAUUCUUCUGGAAGAGGGCUUCAAUCUGGUGGAUUUUGCCAGAUACAGUUCUUGCAAUUAAGUUUUACUCUUCUGAAGGUCCGGAUUUUGUUGACACAGACAGGAUGUCUGUACUCACUGUCUCUGUGUACUCAAGCUCACCACUCAAUCCAAUUCACAAUCCUUUUAGAAUUGAAGCUGUCCACACCUGCACGCGGCAAGACCUAGACAGCAUUUAAGCAUGGGCUGAUAACACUUGGGCCUCACUAGGGCAGGCAAUUACUAUCUCCAAGAAGAGAAAGCCUAACCACCUACCGUUUAGAUUCAGAACCAUGAACAUGUUGGGAGAGUCACCACUGAGCACAAAUGCAACUGAAGCAGCCACAAAGUCAGAACAUUGCUAGAGGUUAUCUAAAUAUGAGUCAAAGCCAGGACCCUGAACACUGGCAUGGAUGGCCCAAAAUAGGCCCAACCUAUAAAAUUCCUCUUUCACGGCAAGAAACCACGCAGCCCAAUGACCAGUGUCAAAAAUGUUAAAAUACUAUUAAACAUGAAACAGUUUAUAAGUUAUAAUCAAUUCCAGUUCAAUUAAAGAUGCUUAAAAUUGCUUUUCUAUAAUUACAAGCAUUAAACAAGCCACAAAUAAUUGUGUUUCAUUUAUUCCUGGCAGUGACAUCAGUGAGCCCUUGGAUCCUGUGCCAGGAUAGCACUGGGAGAUUUCAGUGAAAUUUUGCAAAAUCGUUUAGCAUAAACCUGAAUUACCGCUUCACUAUGGAAGCCUGAUGCAGUGAAGCAGCUCUGCUGCUUGAGUCCAAUAGGGCAAUACAGUCAGAAGUUGCUAGAGGAGCUUGGCAGUAAGUUUGGGGCUUCCAUAUUUGCAUGGGAGUCCUAAAACUUACUGGUACUGAAAACUAAGAUGUCAGAGUUUUCCUGCAGAAAUGAAGUAUUUCCUGGCAAAAUCCAGUGUUUCAAGCAGAGAAAAAUUAAGUUUACUGAUGUAUGUCUUGCUAAGAGACUUCCUCUAAUAAUUCAUUUGUAAUGCCAAGUUUGUGGGUUUUAAGAAGAGUUUAAUGAUUUUUUCACAACUCUGUGUUUUGAGAAAGAUUUCUUGCCUGUAGUCAAGAGUCCAUAUGGUUGGAUGGAAGGUCAUCAAUUCAAAAUUGACACAUGGCGCUCAGGAAAAAUGCCUUUUACCAGACAACACACAAAAAUUGCUGGUGAAUGCAGCAGGCCA